AUGCCAACAUGGACAUCGUCACUGCCCUCGACUGUGGCUAGUGCACCAUCACAUGAAGGAUACCCUGACCCAAGCCGCAGGAAGAUUAAGUUCAAAGGCGACGACUCGUCACCAGCAUCCUUCGAAAAGACCCUGUCCGCGCUGUCAUCCAAGAUCACCACCUCGCAGGCGCACCUCGACCGUCUUCACACCAACUCGCGCCGCGUAAAGGUCCUAUGGACGCUGUACCUGGGCUUUGCGUACCUCGUGUACGCGAUUGUGCUGCUUCUGGUGGUCGGAUACAGGAAUCUGGGCGCCUAUGAAUGGACUGGCAUGGCUGGAGGUCCCAUCCUAAUAUACGCAACCCGCACCCUCAUAACCACAUACUUCACCUUCCGCAUCGACUCCCUCACCACCCGCCUCAAAGCCCACCAACAAGAACGCGCCAACACGAUCCAAAAGCUCAAAGACGCUACAAAAUACGACUCCACAAUGGAACUCAUCGAAAAGUACGGCGGCGAAAACAAACCGAAACCCAAAAAGAACGAACCCAAGGAAGACUCGCCCAAGGACGCAAAGAAACAUCCCCAACCGCAACCGGGACGAACGAACCUCCCUCCCCCGCCGACUGCCAACAUCGUCCGUCCAGAGGCACAGCAGCAGCAGCAGAAACAAGAACAACAAAAUGCCGAAGUUGGCGCAGAGUUCGCACCCAAUGCAUUCACUCAUCCUCCGCCGCCUCCUCCCCGCACAAAUAACCAGUACAUGACGCCCGAGACACACUGGUACGAUCGUAUAUUCGACGUCCUGCUAGGUGAAGACGAGACAGCCGCCAAGAACCGCUUCGCAUUGAUAUGUGAUUCGUGCCGACUCGUCAAUGGGCAAGCUCCCCCUGGUACUAAGAGUCUAGGCGAGGUAGGCAUGUGGCGCUGCAUGGGGUGCGGCGCUACCAACGGCGAGGUUGAUGAGGGGAAGAGGAUCAUAGAGGAGGUGCUCGCUAAGAGUGGUGAAGAGGAUCCUAUUGAGGAGGUUGAUGAAGAAGAACCUGAUGAGGUUGCGACGGGGACAGGAACAGGGACAGAUUCACCGGCUGAUUCUGUAAAGGCAAGACGGAGGAAUAAGACUUGA
This is a messenger RNA of Pochonia chlamydosporia 170, 1107 nucleotides long. RefSeq names its product protein lunapark. Bases 1 to 1107 code for a protein of 368 amino acids. Gene Ontology annotation, biological process: endoplasmic reticulum tubular network organization. The record is from RefSeq and is a predicted model, not a curated record. Gene Ontology annotation, cellular component: endoplasmic reticulum tubular network. Lineage: Eukaryota; Fungi; Ascomycota; Sordariomycetes; Hypocreales; Clavicipitaceae. The transcript has 3 exons.